This is a messenger RNA of Gadus chalcogrammus (walleye pollock), 5273 nucleotides long. RefSeq names its product sp1 transcription factor (gene sp1). Bases 485 to 2500 code for a protein of 671 amino acids. Gene Ontology annotation, molecular function: RNA polymerase II cis-regulatory region sequence-specific DNA binding; DNA-binding transcription factor activity, RNA polymerase II-specific. Lineage: Eukaryota; Metazoa; Chordata; Actinopteri; Gadiformes; Gadidae. The transcript is spliced from 6 exons. Gene Ontology annotation, biological process: regulation of transcription by RNA polymerase II. The record is from RefSeq and is a predicted model, not a curated record.
UUUUGACGCAUUUACACAAUCAGAAAACACGCAACAUUAUAUCAGGCGGCAGAAAUGAGCUGUUAAAGUGUAUUUGUGUCGCUUAUUCGGAUUGAUGCUCAGUCAAUGCAUUGAUAAGUGUCACAUCCGAAUUAGUGAGCUGAAAAACGAAUUAAAGUAGUAUGAUAUAUUUGAGCUGGACUAUAAAAAUGAUAACUAUUGUAGGUGAUCUACUUCAAACGUAUGGUAUUUACAAGAAACAUGUCGGUGGCUAAACUGCCUAAUGUGGAUUUACAAAUAAGAUAUGGUAAUUAUCAAUUGGUUAUUAUUAUUAAUACAUCGUUGUGGUUGUUGUUGUUGUUGUGUCGUAAAGAAGGGCCACAGUAUUCACAAAUCAAGCGCUCCCCUGUUUCUUCUUCACCGGGAAGCCUAUCAAGUUUGUGUGAAGUUGUGAAAAGUUGUCAACCUAAAAAGGAGCUGGAGAAACUCCUCCCGUCUUGAAAAUAUGAACAACCCGCAGCCAGAUGAAAUGGCCGCUAUGGAGAGCGGGGGAGACUUCAACCAAAAGAGAAACACAACUCUACAAGACUCCCAGCCAUCUUCUCUUGCUCUGUUGGCUGCCACCUGCAGUAGGAUGGACACCCCUGGGGAGGGCGAUUCUCCUUCAGAUCAACAGUCCAACCAGCAGCUGGACUUGAGCCACGGGGUCAUGACGUCCAACGGCUGGCAGGUCAUCCCCGUCAGCCUCCAGGCGUCCUCCAGCGGUUCCACCGUUUCCACCGACUCCUUAGCCAACUCACUAAAGAACAGGCAGGUGAUCUCGACGUCCACGGUGGGGGUCCAGGGACAGCAGCAGUAUGUGGUGGCCCAGGCGCCGACGAUGCAGGGCCAGCAGGUGCUCACCACUCUGUCCAGCGUCAUGCCCAACAUCCAGUACCAGGUCAUCCCCCAGUUCCAGACUGUGGAUGGCCAGCAGUUGCAGUUUGCCCAGGCCCAGCAGGAUCCCAAUUUGGGCGGAGGGCAGCAGUUCCAGCUUGUGUCGACUGCUAAUGGCCAGCAGAUCAUAACGACCACCAACAGAGCCGGCGGAGGAGGCAACAUCCUCACCAUGCCCGGUCUCCUACAGGGCGCCAUCCCCAUCCAAAACCUAGGCUUAGGUGGGGGCCUAUUGCAAAACCAGCCUCAGUUCCAGUUGGCUAACAUGCCCAUGUCCCUCAAUGGAAAUAUCACUCUGCUGCCCGUCAGCACCGGGGCAGGUGGUGCGGAUGGCGGCGGGGAUGCAGGCAUUAAUCAGCUGCUGCAGCAACACCAAGCCGUGUCCACCAACAGCGGCACAGGAUACCUCUCGGGCACGACCACCGUGACCACGCAGACCGCCAAUUCCUAUGGCAUGGCCCAGGUACAGAACAGCAACGGAGUGGUGUCGUCGUUUCAGCACAAUGCGGCGUCGAUGGGUGUCCAGCCGGACAACAGAGACGGACAGCAACAGCCUCAGCAGAUCCUCAUCCAGCCCCAGCAGCUCAUCCAGGGCGGGAAUUCGCUCCAGACCAUCCAAGCCAGCGCCGUCGGGGGACAGGUGUUCGCCACUCAGGACGGUCUUCAGAAUGUGCAGAUCAUGCCCAACACGGGCCCCAUCUUCCUGCGCACCGUGGGCGCCAACGGCCAGGUGAGCUGGCAGACCAUCCAGCUGCAGAGCCCGAUGGGGGGGCAGAUCACGCUGGCCCCGGUGCAGUCCCUGCCUCAGCUGGGCCAGGCCCAGGGAGCCACGGUCAACACGGUGCAGAUCCCCGGCCUGCAGACCAUCAACCUCAACACGCUCGGCAGCUCAGGGCUGCAGAUGCACCAGCUGCAGGGACUUCCCAUCACCAUCGCCAACCCGUCAGGCGAUAAUGCGCAGACGGGGGGAGAGAGUCUGGACGACAGCACCGCCAUGGACGAGGAAGACGUCAGCCCAACCCCUCAAGGAAGACGCAACCGCAGGGAGGCGUGCACCUGUCCUUUCUGCAAAGAUGGGGAGGGCCGCAACGACCCCUCCAAGAAGAAACAGCACAUCUGCCACAUCCCGGGCUGCAACAAGAUCUACGGCAAGACGUCCCACCUCAGAGCCCACCUGCGCUGGCACACGGGGGAGCGGCCGUUCAUUUGCGGCUGGUCCUUCUGUGGCAAGCGCUUCACACGCUCCGACGAGCUCCAGCGCCACAAGAGAACGCACACAGGUGAGAAGAAGUUCCUUUGCACAGAGUGUCCGAAGCGCUUUAUGCGCAGCGAUCACCUCUCCAAGCACAUCAAGACCCACAUCAACAAGAAGGCGGCGUCGGCAGCCACUGGCACCGCGGUCUCGGUCGACGGCGGUUCGCCGGCAGCCGGCUCAGAGGCCGGUGCCGACGCGGUGUCGGGCAACGAGCAGCACACCCUCGUCACCAUGGAAACCCUGUCGGCCGAGAGCAUAGCGCGUUUGGCCAGCAGCGGCGUCAGCGUGCUGCAGGUGGACCUUCACCAGAUGAAUGGCACCAGCUUCUGAGAGAAGCGGGAAGAGGAGACGUUGGUUGGGGCUCCAGAGAGGAUCUGACUUGAGGCUCACAUCGGAGGGGCUUCAGGGCGAAAGAGGACGGGGUUGUGAAUCCACACCGCAAAAUGGACCCUGUUUCUCUUGGCGCUAAGGCGGGAAGAGCGGACGGUCACUAUUUUAAGUAUCUAUGGCAUUUAUCAGGUCUGGGUGAGUAGAGUGGAGGGGUUCGUCAAUGUUGGCUUUAAUGACAUUGUUCUCUUUUAAAGUCAAACUAUCGUUGUCAUAAAGGGAAAUGGCACUACAAAGCCCAUGCAACAGCCAAAUUCACUUCUUUAGAGAUUGCAAUAAAACAUACACAUUUGAUGUAUUCAGAAGGUAUCAUGCGACCAGCCUUUACAGCCUUGUUUGCGAAAAGGUAACACUAUGGUUCUAUGUCAGGCUUAACAUGUUUAGACUUUGAGGCCUUUUCAGCGACCCAUUGAUCUCAGGUGUUUUCUAGUCGGUGACCGACCCACAGCUUGUGUAAAAUAAUCUACCUAGGGAAUGACUUGUUGGAGCCAUAAUUUAAGCAAUAUUUGGUUGUCAGGGUUCGCCAAUUGCCUAGAGUCAUGCUUAAAAAUUACAACCUGUACAACACAUUGGAUGAUGAUCAAUGACUUGAGGAUUUGUGUGAGCAUUUAGGAAUACUGAAAUCCUUGAGACCCUGUGGUACACUUAAAGCCAUCAUUCUUUGAUAUGUCCAUGGCAAUUGCAACCAUUUUUUGUGUAUUGUAUUUUCAAAUAAUAUAAAGGCCUCUUGACUUGGAGAGGAUCACAUUUAGUUGCAAGAGAUUCUUUAUGAGCCUACCAUACAAUCUUAUGUUACUGUUGCAUUACAAUUCUAGAUUUUGUUUUGGAACUCCUAGGCCUUCUAUUAUACGAACAUGUUCUUUAUUCUAUAAAGUAUAUAUCUUCCAAGUACAUUCAGUUUGUUCUGAAGCGUCGUUAUCACCUUGGUUCUUGACUAGGCUGAAGAUAUGACAAGUCAUACCCCACCCCCCUCCUCCUUCCCCUGAAUAGUUGUUUAGUUUAAUCUCAAUAUGAGGAUUUGUGUCCAAUGUCAUCCAGAUGGUGUAACUAAGCUCAAACCAAAGGUUCAUCUUAUUUGUCCACGAGAGGAAUUAAUUAUGUUGUUUCCUUGGUUUGUGAGGGUUUGAAACAAUGUUGGCUCUUAUAAAUGCAGACUCGGAACUGGAAAGGUCAGCAUUAGGCGGAUGCACAUUUUCUUGUCAAAUUUGAUUCAGGGGUCUAGGGUGACUUUACUCAAUGUUUAAUUGAAUAGUCCGUUAAGAAUGAGUACUUUGUCAAAUGUAAUUAAUUUGUAACCUCAAACUCUUUUUACUAAGUUGAUGGAAAAGUGCCCUUAUGCAUCAUGUUUUGUUUUAAUGGGGGAGGGUUUUUAUAUUGUGUAUACUUCUACAAAUGCCAACAGCUGGAUUAAAAUUAUGACUUAAGUCACAUUGUCACCUGUUGAAUUCACCACAUAAAAAGACCAAGAAGUUUAAUUAAAACAAGUUUAUUACAAAUUAAACAAUCACAUUCAAUUGAAACGAGAACAAUAUAAUUAAAGGGCUAGUUAUCCUUUUGUAAUUAAAACCAAAUCACAAAUCGUCAUCUUCCUCCCCAUUCUUCAGUUUGUCAGUGAGGCUAGGUAGGAGGAAAAGUUAAAUAAAAAAAGAUCUUUGAGCAAAUGGUUUUAUUCCCUACACUAGCUUAACGUUAAGCACCCGUGUUGCAUACAUGAUCACUUCCUAACCCCAAGCCCCUGAAGUUUAAAGGCUUUAACUCUGGAAGACAGUCCUAUGUGGAAUCUGAAUAAAAUAGUGAAUUUAGAUAAAUUGCAAUACAAGUAAGGUCAUGUAGAACUACCAAGCGGUGUUUCCAUGAACAGGGUCUGAGGCCAAACACCCACCUGCUGAGGUAGGAGUGGACAUCGGAGAAGCCUCGGUCCUGCGCCAGGGGGAAGAGGAUGCCUGUGGGACAGCGGCCCUCCCUCUGCCGGCAGAAGCUGCAGUUGCAGAUGCCCCGACACAUUGGACAAUGCCACUCCUACAGGAUACAGACAUUAGGACAUUGUUCAAGUUCAACGCACAACAUGACUGUUAAUUGCUUAAGUCUACAUUGUGGCUGCAUCCCACAUUUUUUUUACAGCACACAAACCACUCAAGUUACAUCCAUUAUCGUCAAAAGAAAGUAUGGAGAAAAGUGUAGUCAUAAUGUUUGCAUAUCACCGGAUCAAGCAGAGCCUUUUUGACUUCUUCUCCAUAUCGGUUUUUCAGACAUGGCCCACAGAACUGCCCGUGAAUCCCGCGACACGCCUCAUUGCGGCAACAUGUCUUUGUGUCAAUGGUCUUCUGCCGACACUGGUGACAGGUAGUGCCCUGGAAAAGCACCUUUAUUGUCAGUUAUCCUUCUAACAGUUGCGUGUCAAAACCCGGUCUUGAAAGCUGAUAACGAAACAAUUUAUUAUUUAUUUAUUAUUUAUUAAGUGCUCUAGGAUCAUGUGACAAAAUAAGAUGGACAGAGUACAGAUAGGAUCUGGAAGACAUAACAUUUCCUUGAGUGAAUUACAUAGUUGAAUCCCAGAGGUAUGGGACAUGAUCUCAAAGUUAACAUCAAAUUCUACUCCACAACUAGAGCUAUACACAAGUGACUACAUGGGAUUAGGUUUCUUAAUCCUCAUGAAGUGACCAUUAUUUGGCUCCAAUUGUUGAGUUGUUCAUUUCAUGAAAUUAGUUUUUUUUUU